Molecule: messenger RNA, 2322 nt
Organism: Myxocyprinus asiaticus (Chinese sucker)
Lineage: Eukaryota; Metazoa; Chordata; Actinopteri; Cypriniformes; Catostomidae
Product: deubiquitinase OTUD6B-like
Exons: 5
Coding region: 291-1034 (247 amino acids)
Biological process (GO): protein deubiquitination
Molecular function (GO): cysteine-type deubiquitinase activity
Source: RefSeq, a predicted model, not a curated record
GAGAAAGCCAGUUUAAAUAAAACAUAUUAUUUAAUCGGUCUUUUCCACAUCAUUUUACAAAGAGACUUUUAUUUUAAAGGGUCGAUUUCCCGGAUCUCGCGAGAUUGAAUGAUCCAUGCGUUUGAGCAGCUGAGCAAAAUGGACUGAAAAUCAAUCGAUUUGUUUCUAUGAGCUGAACCCACAAAUUAGACUUUGCUUGGUUAUAGCCGAAACCAAUGGAAACGAAUGUUUACUGGUUAGGUCCAUUUUAGGAAACAUUUUAUUACUCUGAAUAUUUAGUUAAUUUUAUUAUGGAUUCAGUGGAGACAGCAGAGGAGCUGUUAGCUAAACAGCAUCGCAAGGAAAAGAAAGACCUGCAAGCAAAAAUACAAAUUAUGAAAAAUGCGGUGCCCAAAAAUGACAAGAAGAGGAGGAAACAGCUGACUGAGGACAUCGCCAGAUUAGAGGCUGAGCUCAGUCAAAAACACGAAAAUGAACUCAAACAAAUGCAGAUCUCUUCCACGCCAGAAGAGGUAUCAAAUGCAUUGGAUUCCGUGAGUUUGGCAGAUAAUGAGGAAAAAACAGAUGCAAAGCAAGCCAGGACAUCUAAAGCCCAGAAGAGAAGGGACAAAAAGGCUGCUCUUGAGAAGGAACGGGAGGUCCGGAUCGCUGAGGCAGAGGUGGAGAAUCUUUUCGGCUCCCGUCAUCAGGAGGGUCUGAAGCUGAGACAGAAGCUGGCGGAAAAGCACCUGCAGAUCAAAGAGAUCUCCUCUGAUGGACACUGCAUGUACCGCGCUGUGGAGGAUCAGCUGACGGAGCGAGGCUGCUCUCUCAGCCUCAAAGAGCUUCGGGCUCAAACAGCUCAGUAUAUGAGAAGCCAUGCCGAUGACUUCAUGCCUUUCCUUACCGACCUCAAUACAGGAGACAUGUACACUGCAGAACUUCAUAAACUACUUCAAAGAGUUCUCAUUAAAAAAUCCUACUGCACAUGCAGCAAUGGCAGCUUUGCAGAUCCUUGGCAUUCUAGCUGUCAGUUUGUCCAGAUAUUCAGGUGACAUUUCACCCCACACUUCCUGUAGCACUUGCCAUAGAUGUGUGGCUGUCUUAUCGGGCACUUCUCAUGCACCUUACAGUCUAGCUGAUCCCACAAAAUCUCAAUGGGGUUAAGAUCCAUAACACUCUUUUCCAAUUAUCUGUUGUCCAAUGUCUGUGUUUCUUUGCCCACUCUAACCUUUUCUUUUUGUUUUUCUGUUUCAAAAGUGGCUUUUUCUUUGCAUUUCUUCCCAUAAGGCCUGUACCCCUGAGUCUUCUCUUUACUGUUGUACAUGAAACUGGUGUUGAGCAGGUAGAAUUCAAUGAAGUUGUCAGCUGAGGACAUGUGAGGCGUCUAUUUCUCAAACUAGAGUAUCUGAUGUACUUAUCCUCUUGUUUAGUUGUACAUCUGGUCUUCCACAUCUCUUUCUGUCCUUGUUAGACCCAGUUGUCCUUUGUCUUUGAAGACUGGAGUGUACACCUUUGUAUGAAAUCUUCAGUUUUUUGGCAAUUUCAAGCAUUGUAUAGCCUUCAUUCCUCAAAACAAUGAUUGACUGAUGAGUUUCUAGAGAAAGCUGUUUCUUUUUUGCCAUUUUUGACCUAAUAUUGACCUUAAGACAUGCCAGUCUAUUACAUACUGUGGCAACUCAAAAACAAAGACAAUGUUAAGCUUCAUUUAACAAACCAAAUAGUUUUUAACUGUGUUUGAAAUAAUGGCAAGUAAUUUUCUAGUACCAAAUUAGCAAUUUAGCAUGAUUACUCAAGGAUGAGGUGUUGGAGUGAUGGCUGCUGGAAAUGGGACCUGUCUAGAUUUGAUCAAAAAUUACUUUUUUCAAAUAGUGAUGGUGCGGUUUUUUUACAUCACUAAUGUCCUGACUAUACUUUGUGAUCAGCUGAAAGCCACUUUGGUGAAUUAAAGUACCAAUUUCCUUCCGAAACAGCAAAAUCUGUACAUUAUUCCAAAUUUUGGCUGGUUUUUGAUCGAUAAUUAAAAUUUUUUUUUAAAUUAAUUACAAGGUAUGCCAAUUAAUCCAAUUAAUCGCAUAUAUAAAUAUUUGCUCAUAUUUGCUAAAUAUUUGAGAAAAACCCUCAAUGUGAAAUACAGUGCCUGGCCAAAAAAAAAAAACAAAAAAAAAAAAUUUGCUGUUUGGAUUUAAAUAAGCCGGUACUUAAGAGCCUAUGUUUGGAUCAUUAUUGCAGUGAUUAAUAUGUUUCAGCUGGCAGCCAUUCUUUUAACUCUAACUGAUGCAGUGUGUAGCUUCUCAUUUCUUAAACAACCAUGUUGGAAGACGUAUCCCAUGGUCAUGGAAA